CAUUGAUCAGGAGAACCCCUUCGCCUUCCGCACACGUUCUACUCUCCAACCAGAACCACCUCGCCUACAUUCAACACACAGCCUUUUCUCCACGCAUCAUGUCCGAACAAAAAGAGCUCCGCGUCCUCUGCCUCCCCUUCCCCAACUUCGACAACCUCGAUAUGAAUGGCCCGAUCGAGGUGCUCUGCAGCGGGGGCUUCCCAGUCCCUUACAACGUCACCAUCGCUGCCGCGGACGAGCACACGCGUGCGGGCCAGGGCUACAGGGUGCAGAGGGACAUCACGCAUGCAGAGGCGCUCGCCACAAUCAGCUCCUUCGCCGUCCUCCUCGUGCCCGGCGCGUACGCCGGCUACAUCAUGCCGUACCUCAAGGAAGGCGAGACGCACUUCGACGGGCUGCUCGAGGUCGCGGAGGCGUUCUGCAAGCUCGGCCCGAUGGAGGACGGCACGGAGCGCGUGAUGCUGAGCGUGUGCACGGGCGCGCUGAAGCUCGCGUAUCGGGGGCUGUUUGACGGGCUCAAGGUGACGACGCACUUUAUGUCGUACGACGCGCUGCAGGAGAUUCUUGCUGGGUAUAAGGAGAGGAACCCGGGGACGGCGAAGGGAUCGACGUUUGUGGGUCCUGUAGAGGGCAAGGAGCCGCGGGUACGGUGGGCGGAUGGCGGGAGGAAUGCGCACGGCGUACGGGUGAUCAGCUCGGGCGGGGUGAGUUGUGGGAUUGACGCGACGCUGUUUUUCGUCAGCGAGAAGUAUGGGCGGGACACAGCGUUGAAGAUUGCAGAGAUCAUGGAGUAUACAUGGAGGGAGAACGCUUAG
This is a messenger RNA of Coniophora puteana RWD-64-598 SS2, 815 nucleotides long. Its product is annotated as class I glutamine amidotransferase-like protein. The record is from RefSeq and is a predicted model, not a curated record. Bases 99 to 815 code for a protein of 238 amino acids. Lineage: Eukaryota; Fungi; Basidiomycota; Agaricomycetes; Boletales; Coniophoraceae. The transcript has a single exon.